CAACGGAGUAUUUCUAUCGAUACAGCGGUGAUCUCUGGUCUCGACACGUGGCAAGACCAGGACGACAACUUUAACUCACCACGUUUCGGCAUCUGAUUGGGAGUUAGAAGGCAAGAGCACGAGGCGAAUUGAACCGAACCGUGGGGCGUGGACCUGGUCUUGCUACUGUAUCACCAUGCAUCGGAUGAUUUGCAGAAGCACAAGGAGGAGUUUCCGUUUUGUUUUCUCCAGGAAAAUCGUUUCGUAGUGUGGCUUCUGAAACCCUAGUUUUCCUUUUUGAAUUCGGAACUUUGUCAAAUAUCCCGGGAAAAUCAGGUCGGUGCGAUCUGAUAGUAUGAUAAUGUACUGAUUUUGGUGGUGGAGAACCAUGGCCAAGUUAUCCUUGUUGAAAUUAGAUGUCAGCCAUUCUUUGAGAAAACCUUUUGGUUAAGUGGUGUCUGUUGCCAUUUAAUAGUUAUGAGAAGUGCAUUACUCAGUGCCGAGGGUACAACUUUCCCAGCAUUACUCAGUGCAUUUCUUGCCACACAAUGGCAACAGAGGUGAUAGUAAGUGCAUCGCUUGUUCCAGCUUCAGAAUUACUUUCUCGGACCAUCUUUACCAUAUCUGAGACUCUGCAAGCAGCCAAGGCUGUCCUUAUUCAGAAUGAAAAUUUCAAGAAAUUCUCUAUUUACUUGGAGAAGAUCUCAUUCAUCCUGAAGGCGUUGAAUAUCAGCUCUUCUGAGAGCCUGAACAAUGCCAUUGAGGUUCUUAACCAUGAGAUUAGAUCUGCUAAGCAGUUGAUUGUUGAUUGCAGCAAAAGAAAUAAAGUCUACCUUUUAAUCAAUUGCCGGGGAAUCAGUAAGCGUCUAGAGAGCAGUACAAGAGAGAUCAGUCGGGCAUUAGGCCUCAUCCCUUUAGCCUCUUUGGAUGUUUCGCAGGGUAUAAGUGACGAGAUUAGCAAACUAUGCAACAGUAUGCUGGAUGCCAAGUAUCAGGCAGCUGUAAAAGAGGAAGAAAUCCUAGAAAAGAUUGAGUUGGGAAUACAAGAGAGAAAUGUUGGUGGAUCCUAUGUGAAUAAUUUGCUCAUCCUCAUUGCCGAGGUCAUUGGGGUCUCAACUGAACCAUCAGUGUUAAAGAAGGAAUUUGAAGACCUCAAGAGUGAAGUAGAAGAUGCCAAGCUGAGAACAGAUAUGGAAGAAGCUUUACAAAUGGAUCAGAUUAUUGCAUUGCUUGGAAAGGCCGAUGCCACUUCAUCUCCUAGGGCAAAAGUUGUAAACUAUCUUAAUAGAAGGAAUUCUUUGGGUAGGCAACCAUUUGAACCUCUCCAAUCAUUUUAUUGUCCGCUCAAUCAUGAAGUUAUGGUAAAUCCUGUGGAAACUUCCUCUGGACAGACAUUUGAGAGAAGUGCAAUAGAGAAGUGGUAUGCAGAUGGCAAUCAGCUUUGUCCUGUAACAGGGACUCUCCUGGACAUGUCAACUUUACGGCCCAACAAAAAUCUUCGCCAAUCAAUUGAAGAAUGGAUGGAUAGGAACACCAUAAUUACAAUUGCCUCCAUGAAAUCCACGCUUCAGUCCAGCAGGGAUGAAGAUCUGAUUCACUCCCUAGGCAAGCUGCAGGAUAUCUGCAUUGCAAGAGAAUUGCACCGGGAAUGGGUAAUAAUGGAAGACUAUGUUCCAAUUCUUAUUGAACGUCUUGGUGAGAAAAAUCAUGAAAUAAGAAAGCAUGUUUUAGUUAUCCUUUAUAUCCUUGCAAAGGAUAGCGAUGACAAUAAGGAAAGAAUUGCUAAUGCGGAUGCAGCACUUGAAUCAAUAGUUCGAUCGCUUGCACGGCAUAAUGAGGAAAUUAAAUUAGCAUUGCAAUUGCUAUUGGAACUAUCAAGGAAUAAUGUAGCACGAGACUUCAUUGGGAGAGUUCAGGGUUGCAUACUUCUUCUUGUGACUUCAUCUAGCAAUGAUGAUAGUCAAGUUGCCAAAGAUGCAUUUGAACUUUUGGAGAAUCUCUCUCUCCUUGAUCAGAAUGUUAUACAGAUGGCAAGGGCAAACUAUUUUAGACCUCUGUUGCAUCUUCUUACUUCAGGACCUGAGAAUGUUAAAAUGAUUAUGGCUGAAACUUUGUCUGAAAUUGAGUUGACUGAUCACAAUAAAUUGUCCCUAUUUAAAGAUGGGGCAUUGGGGCCGCUUCUAGAAUUGCUCUCACAUGGUGAUAUUGAGAUUAAGACAGUAGCUGUUAAAGCUCUUCAGAAUCUCUCAAGUAUACCACAAAAUGCCCUGCAGAUGAUUAGAGAAGGUGCCUCAGGUCCAUUGUUCGAAGUUCUUUACCGUCACAGCUUGUCUCUGCCAACCUUGCGUGAACAAGUGGCUGCAACAAUUAUGCACCUUGCUACAUCAACCACUGUCCAGGAGGCUGAUCAGUUGCAGGUUUCAUUGUUGGAAUCUGAGGAAGAUAUCUUCAAAUUCUUUUCUCUUAUUUCCUUGACAGGACCUGAUGUGCAACGGAGCAUUCUCCAGUCUUUCCAUGCAAUGUGCCAGUCUCCUUUUGGUUUAGAUAUUAGGACUAAGUUAAGACAGCUCUCUGCUGUUCAAGUGUUGGUUCAACUAUGUGAGCUUGACAACCAUAGUGUGCGGGAGAAUGCCAUUAAGCUAUUCUAUUGCUUGACUGAAGAUGGUGACAGUAGCCUCUUUCUAGAGCAUGUAAGUCAGAAAUGCAUUCAGACAUUGGUCAAAAUCAUCAAAACCUCCAACAAUGUGGAAGAGAUUGCUGCUGCAAUGGGUAUCAUCUGCAACCUCCCUGAGGACACCCAGAUGUCAGAUUGGCUUCUACAGGCUGGUGCUCUGGAAAUCAUCAUUGCUCAUCUCAUCAAUAGGAACAAUAACUCCUAUGAAAAGCAGGUAAUUGAGAAUGCUGUUGGAGCUCUCUGCCGUUUCACUGUUUCAACAAAUCAGGCAUGCCAGAAAAGGGUAGCUGAAGCUGACAUUAUACCUGUGCUGGUACAGUUCCUAAUACAUGGGACUGCUUUAACAAAACAAAAUGCAGCCAUUUCGCUUAAGCAAUUUUCUGAAAGUUCUGUUUGUUUGAGCAAACCAAUAAAGAAAAGUGGGUUUUCUUACUUCUGCAUGGCAACACCUGAAACUGGCUGCCCUGUGCACUUGGGCAUUUGUACAGUGAAGUCCUCAUUCUGCCUUCUGGAGGCAAAUGCUAUACAACCACUUGUCAAGAUGCUCAGGGAUACAGAUCUCCGUAGCUGUGAAGCUUCUUUAGAUACACUUACCACAUUGAUUGAUGGAGAAAGGCUGCAGAAUGGUACUAAGUUGCUUGCCAAAGCAGAUGCAAUCACUCCAAUUAUAAGAUUAUUGAGCUCGCCUAAUCCCAGGUUGCAGGAGAAAGCUCUAUUAGCUUUGGAAAGAAUCUUUCGUUUGGUUGAGUUCAAACAAAGCCACGGAAAUUUAGCCCAACUGCCACUAGUUGAAAUUGCUCAAAAAGGGAGUAGCCAUAUGAAAUCUCUCGCUGGCAAAGUGCUUUCUCAUUUGAAUGUGCUUCAUGAACAGUCUUCUUAUUUUUGAUCCACGCUGCCUGAUGAGAUUUUACAUGUCAUAUAUAUAACAUAUGUCUCUGUGUAAAUGAAGCAUUGUAGUGUUCAUAUUUCAUGAUUAUAUAUAUUGUUUUCAGUGGGAUUAGGAUCUAAAAAACUAUGGAACAUGUAUAUUGUAUUCAAAGGGUUUUGUAAUAGUGCUAAAUUGAAGCCAGAUUACUCUACUGUACUUGUAAAAAAUAAGAUUGAAUUUGUUAUUGAGAUUAA
This is a messenger RNA of Malania oleifera, 3775 nucleotides long. RefSeq names its product U-box domain-containing protein 44-like. Gene Ontology annotation, biological process: protein ubiquitination. Bases 528 to 3539 code for a protein of 1003 amino acids. The transcript has 5 exons. Lineage: Eukaryota; Viridiplantae; Streptophyta; Magnoliopsida; Santalales; Ximeniaceae. The record is from RefSeq and is a predicted model, not a curated record. Gene Ontology annotation, molecular function: protein binding; ubiquitin-protein transferase activity.